CCGAGAUCGCACCCCAUGUCGGGUAUCCGAAAGGCGGUGAUAUAAUGCGAAUCAGGGAUCAUUAGUCUGCGGGAGGCUUCUCAAAACGAACCACCUCGGCCCACCGAGGUAUGGAUGAUAUUGGUAAACUACCUAACCUAAUGGUAGGUUAAGCUGAUACCUCCUAGUCCUCGCCAUGCCUUACGUGCCGUUUUAUUUAUUUACUUUGCUUCCCUAACUGUACUAAGUUACCUUUUUUCUCUUCCGUUUCAUGUAUAUGUCGCGGGUGGUUUUUUUUUCUUCGUUGCUAUCCUAUGUAAUAUUCACAGUCUUGCCAAUACUUCAUUUUUCUUAUUUUUAAUUGCUAAGUGGCUAAAAUUCUUGUAAGGUACGAUGCGUUUUGCUUCUUUAGCCUAGUUACCAAAUUCUAGACAUAUAUAUCUCUAGGAAGCAACCUUGAACAUAAUAAGCUACCUCCUAAUUUGCCGAAGCUGGAAUAUGCCGAGUACCUAAGUCCCAAACACAAACGCAGUCUCUAAAAUGGCAGAGUUAUCUUCUUUAGCGCUUUCCCUGCCGGUGGCAGCGGCGGGGCUUGCAUAUCUCAAUGCUAAGACGGGACUUUGGUAUGACAGAGCUAUGCUACGCGGCACUCUGCCGGCCAUCUUUCGCGUCAUCAACCGGGAACGAAAGGAUCGCUGCAGUACAUUUUACACUCUAGAAGAAGCCGCAAAAAACAAGUCGACUAGUAACCGGCUGUUUAUCCGCUUCCAGGAUAAGUCAUGGACCUACGCCGAGGUAUACGAGAUGGCGCUGAAGUACGGGAACUGGUUCAAGAAUAAGUUUGGUAUCAAAUCUAAGGAUAUCGUCGCCGUCGAUCUUCAAAACUCGGACCACUUUAUAUUCAUCUGCUUCGGCUUGUGGUCUAUCGGCGCGAAGCCGGCGUACAUCAACUACAACUUAACCGGUCAACCAUUGGUACACUGCGUCAGUACGGCGAAUUCUGUCCUCAUGUUGGUUGAUCCAGAAGUUGCGACGAAUGUCGAUGACAGCGUCCGUGAGAAGCUAGGUGAUCUGCGAAUCGAGUUCUUAACAGAGGAGGCAAAGGCUGAAGUCCUUGCUACCGAGCCAAUACGACCGUCCGACUCUCUCCGUUCUGGAGAAGUGUCUAGGGAUAUGGCUAUUCUGAUUUAUACUUCUGGUACCACGGGCCUACCGAAAGCCGCCAUCGUGUCAUGGAAAAAGAUGACCUUGGCAGGAUCUUUCGUCAGUGGCUUCUUGGGGACGAAAAUAUCCGACGUAUUCUAUACGUGUAUGCCCCUUUAUCACGGCUCGGCUACCAUUAUGGGUAUGAGCCAGUGCUUGGAAAGCGGCUGUACUUUUGCGAUCGGUAAGAAAUUUUCGACCAAGGUGUUUUGGAAUGAAGUGCGCCAACACGAUGCAACCAUGAUUCAAUACGUGGGGGAAACAUGUCGUUACUUGCUCGCAGCACGGCCACAGAUCGAUCCGACCACAGGCGAGAACAUGGAUAAGAAGCACAAUGUCCGUAUAGCGUUCGGCAACGGCCUACGUCCAGAUAUCUGGGAGAAGUUCAGAGAGCGGUUCAAUAUCGAAAGCAUUGCCGAGUUCUACGGGUCUACGGAGGGCAAUCUAGCGACGUGGAACCUUUCCCGCAACGAUUUCGCGACAGGAGCCAUCGGGCGUUUUGGGAUCCUCUACCGGCAGAUUGCCAAACUUACAUCUGCGAUCGUACGGCAAGAUAUCGACACAGAUAGUCCUUGGCGCGAUCCCAAGACCGGUCUCUGCCGACAUGUGAACCCCGGCGAAAUCGGCGAACUACUGAUGACACUGCCAGCCGACACACAAAGAGAUUUCCAAGGAUAUUAUAAUAACCACGAGGCGACGGAGAAAAAGAUUCUUCGGAAUGUGUUUAAGAAGGGCGACGGAUAUUUUAGGACAGGUGAUCUUGUGAGCUUAGACAGCGAGGGUCGUAUGUUCUUCCACGACAGAAUCGGCGACACUUUCCGGUGGAAGAGCGAGAAUGUGGCGACGACGGAAGUGAGCGAGGCAUUGAGUACGCACCCGGCGGUACAGGAGGCCAACGUGUACGGCGUGCAACUACCGAAUCACGACGGGAGGGCUGGAUGUGCCGCGCUCACGUUAACUCAGGAAGUGCUUGAUGACGCGUUACUACGGUCGUUGGCGGAGCACGCGCGUGGCAAACUACCCAAGUAUGCCGUGCCGAUCUUCUUGAGAAUAGGAAAGGGGCUUACAGCGGCGGUUACGGGCACGAAUAAGCAGCAGAAACACGGACUACGUGAGCAAGGUGUUAACCCAACCCUAGUUGGCGACGACGAGAUAUUCUGGCUCAAAGAUGGAACGUACGUAAAAUUCAGCAACAGUGACUGGAAUCGGUUGAAUGCCGGCCAGGUAAAGCUUUGAAUUAGAUACUCGAAGGGGUAGUCUGGUUGGAAUGCAGAGACGAUUUCACGAGGCAUGCUAUAGAGAGAGACCCAUAAGAUAGAUAAUAUCAUAUACAUAUGAAGAUGGUCUGCGCCUAGCAAGGAUAUGACGGGAGGCGAUCUCUUUUGAAUACCUGUUGCUAAGAGUUAACUGGUACGUAUGUACAUAGGUACCUAGGUACACACAUGCAUCCCAUGCAUCCACUAAUACGACGCUAAUGCAUGCAUAUGUACCUUAGGUACAGUAAAACUACCCGCUGUCCCCGCUGUAUACUAUGGUCUCAAGGGUAAGUAAAACCACAGCCAUAAGUCGCGCACUAAAAGGUGGCCAAUGCGGUACUAGAAAUGCUAAAAAGCUGAUACC
Messenger RNA from Daldinia vernicosa, 2802 nucleotides. Its product is annotated as acetyl-CoA synthetase-like protein. The coding region runs from base 520 to 2418 and encodes 632 amino acids. NCBI's taxonomy places the organism in Eukaryota, Fungi, Ascomycota, Sordariomycetes, Xylariales, Hypoxylaceae. The record is from RefSeq and is a predicted model, not a curated record. Gene Ontology annotation, molecular function: long-chain fatty acid-CoA ligase activity; long-chain fatty acid transmembrane transporter activity. The transcript has 4 exons.